Molecule: messenger RNA, 3867 nt
Organism: Pocillopora meandrina
Lineage: Eukaryota; Metazoa; Cnidaria; Anthozoa; Scleractinia; Pocilloporidae
Source: the annotation of a GenBank genome assembly
CAUGAACAUGUGCUUGAUGGAACUGAAGUGUGUAGCAAUUCAGCGGAAAAUUGAAAACAUUAUGUAAGCAGAUGGGAGCUGAGAUCUCGCUGCCUAAAUGGAAGGUAGCUCAGUUUCAGAGUACAGAAAAUUUCUUUUCUCCUUGUGUGAAGAAAUAACGGAAGGAAACCUACAAAAGUUGAAGUAUUUAUGCCUCGAUCGAUUAACAACAAGAGAAUUGGAGGAGAUAAACACCGCCACGAAUUUGUUUAAAUGCCUAGAGAUAAAACAAGAGAUAAGAAAAGACAAUCUAAAUUUGUUGGAGGAUCUUCUUACGCAAAUAGGUCGCUAUGAUUUAGUGGAGAAACUAAAGGAGUUCAAGAGCAGGCGCAGCUUUGAUUGUGGCGCGAGUGGUUCCAUUAAGUUUCAAGUUGAUGAUGACAUGGAAGAUGUUCCCGACGCUGCCGAGCCAACCGCGAAUGUAGCUGGCGACAAAAAUGAUCCCACAGCUCUUGCUUCAAGUGGUGAGUUUGAAUUAUAAAUCUGAUAUGUGAUAAAAAUUCAAUAAUGACUGCCUGUGUUUUUAUUUUAAAAAUUGAGCUGAUGCGUGACAAGAUAUUGUUUUUAUUCAGAGUCACGACGAUGUUAAGACAAUGUCUCUUUUGUCCACCAGACACUUUCUCUUUGGUUGCGAUCCUGUGAGUACCUUAGACCGUCCAGGGUCGCAAAUUUUGUAGUGUUUUUCAGGGAUGCAUGAAAAAUGUGGAGAAUGCAAGUUUUAUUUGGAAAUGAUAGUGGUGAGGGUCCCCAAUACCCUUUUGUAAAACCCACUCACGUAAAAAUAUUUGGCCUUGUCACGCAUCACGAAUAAUAUCUAAAACUACUUCACGUCACGCAAAAUUCAAGACGAUCGCACUGAACUGAUAUUUUACUUUUAUCUUGUCGCGACCAAUCUUUCACGACGAAAGAUGACUUAACGUCUUAUCUUAUUUGUUAACUGAAGAACCAUUAGUGAUCUGUUUUAUGACUUUUAUUGAUGCAUCUGAAGUCCAUCUCUUGUCAAAACCAUAGUCUGAAAACCAAACCACAACCGUUCGAGAACAAUGUACAUUUUCUAGACAAAAAAUAGCCGGAUAUUCAUCACGCAAAACAACUAGUAAGCGAAGCACCUUAAUUCAGCUUUGAAUUUACGGGUCACGUUUGAAUAUAAAAAUUCGCUCACGUGGACAUGAAAAGAUCUUAUCGUCUCUAAUCACGAUUCACACAUAAAAAAAUAAAGUCACGAUUCACGAGUAAAAAAAAAAAAACGUCUAACCACGCUUCACGUGAAAAGUAGACGGGACCUUCAAUCGUGUUUUCAGAAAUUUGACUCUCUAAAGUGGAUGUCUAUACAUGUAUAGCACCCCACUAUAGCUAUAAAGUUAGGAGUGUAAACAUAGAGUCAGAAUUGUUGAAUACUGAUCUUUUUUCAAUCAACAUAUGAGCAACUUUAGUGAGCUGCUUCACAGCGCCACUAGACUGAGAUAAAAAAUUUCGAAUAGUGCUAUACUCAUGCAUUCUCUUGGUUAAACUUGUCAUCAGUUGCUAUCUGUUUUAAUCUUGUCCAUCCUUAAUCUUUGUUGUUUUGCCUUUGUUCUUAUGUGCUCCUUUUUUAUUUUUCUACUUUACAAAACAAAUAUUUCAAAGUCCUCGAGUUGAGGUAAUUUUGCUCGUCACACAAAAUGACCCCAAACAUUGAGACAUAUUCAAAGUAUAUUCAAUUAUUCAUAAAUGUCACACAAAUCGUUUUCACGCAUACAGAACUUUUCAUCACGUGACUGAAAUGUUUCGCUUUUCUACUCAGGGUCUGAAGAAAUCAUGUUGAGAGACGUCAGCGCAGACGUUUUUGAAGAACUUGGUUUUUUACUAAAUCCUUCUUCAUUUAAAAGUUGGAAAAUUCUGGCCGGUAAGCUUGGCUACACCCUCACCCAUGUAACAAAUUUCAAAUUGUGUCCAAUGAACAGCACCCAAAUGCUGCUUCAGGAUUGGUCCUAUCGUGGAGAUGCUACAGUUCUGAAGUUGUACCAGACCCUCAUGAAUAUAGGACGCGAAGAUGCUGCCCAGAAACUGAAGAGGAUUUUAUCUCCUUCUCGUGGUACAUUGUAGAUCUUGUAGACGUGAAAGUUUUGUUUGCAUACUAUGACGAUGCGAGUUAUCUCCUGAUAACGGAACUAAAACUUUUCUUAGGGCAUGUGCAGGUUUUCAAAUCCAUCCUACUUAGCCGCCUCUACCACAAGAACCUCCUAUCUGCUAUUGUUGUUUUAUUGUUUGAAAUAAUUAGUUUAGAAAAACAAGAGGAGUUAAUGACUUGAGAUAAUAGCCCUUUUACUAGUAGAGCUAAAUUUCUCAUUUUACGUUUUAUUGUUUUACCUCCAGCAAUGUUAUAAAUAAUGAGAAAUAUUAAGAAAUAUUAAGGCACGCACGCGUGUACUUGCGCUCAGGUAGCUGACAGUGAAAUUAAGGCCCAAAGAAUGGGGCACUUUCUUGGUUAUAAGUUUGUUGCUAGAGCAACGUUUGGAGAUGACAGUGUCGAGGCCAACCUCGUUGUCAGGGCGCUUUUCCUCUCAAAUGAAGAGGGGUGACCCCUCCUCUUUUUUUAAAUUGAGACUGAAAUGGGUGCAUGUUUUGUCAAACCUUUUAACGAAAAGAAAAGAACUAAGAAAUUUAAGGUGGCUAGAGUUUCAUUUGUUUGUUGUAUAGUCUAAUUUUAUGAUGUUAUAUAACUUUGUUUUUGUGAUUAGAGUUACCUGUUCAGGAGAAAAUCAUCUGCUGCCAAUCCUUGAUGCUACAGUGACUUUGUAGAAUAUUUGCUUAUUUCGAAUAAGGCCAUUGUUUGGAGCAGCGGCCGUCGUUGAAUUUUCCAUGGGUUUGAGUACAGGUUUAGGUUGAUAAGAUAUACUUAGAGCGUUUAGAAUAAAGAACUUGUUGACAUCUCAUUAAUUUGAAUCAUACUCUUUCGGAGCUGCAUUUAGGCAUUUACUAGACGGAAAACCUGUCUAGAUUUCAGGUAUUCAACGAGGAAACAACUGCUUUCAUUUAUGGCACGGAUUUUCGCUCCUAUUUAUAAAGUUGACCGCAGACAGUGAACAAGCUCAAGUUACAGGAUGUGACAUUGGCACGUCCUGCACUAAUGCGUUUCAACAACAAACGCUGGUUUGUGGUUGCGGUCGAUUGAUUUUCCCCUUUUAGACACAGUGGAAGGAUUAUGCCCACUAUCUUUGCUGACUCAGCAUUAGUGAUGAUAAAAGGAAACUCAAGAUUUUGAAAGAAAAUAUCGAUCUUGAUAUUUUUAGUUUUUCCUCCAAGUCGUUUGUUGAGGGGUUAAAGCUUUCAUGAUUUCUCUUGACGGGUUCGUCUUGGGCCCCGAAGUGAUCUCAACAAUCAUAGUUCUCAUAUAUCGCUUUACCAUUUGAAAAACAUGAAGGAGCUGGCCGAUGAAUAUAACCUAGUCCGAAACAAUUUGCCUCACCCCUUAAGUAUAGAUGAUUGAUGGAUAUCAAUAUCAUGCUGUGAUGAAGUGAAUUAGUUUCCCUUUAGAGUUCCUCUGGAGCUGAAACAGGAACUUCUCUUUCUCUAACUAAUAAACAACUACUUAAAUAUAGGAAAAGUAAAAACUUGCUUCUGUGAGGAACUUAAGUACAGUCGAACCUGUAAGUGGUCACCCACGGGGAAUGGCGGGGUGACCGCUUAAUGCACGUUUACUGCUAAAUAAAGGAGUCAAACGCGUUAACAGACGCUUUUCGUCCUUACAGUCUUAAGAAAGAAAAUAAUCUGCAAUACCACAGGUCAUUUGAACUCAAAGAACUGACAUUGAUUUCAGGAGAUAAAUAUGGAAUAAAUUUGACUUGA